UUGGGCGCAGGACUUUUUCUCUACAAUGUGAUGAAGCUAAACACAAACCACCUGGUAAAUACUUACAGUUGACGAUGAUCAAGCCAGAGCACAGCAACAAUGAAAUCUUCAACUACAAGCCCACGAAGUACAUGUGCACGCGACACUGUGAUCCGGGCUUCGGGUACUUAUGCUUGGACCACUUAGUCCUGACGCGUCUGGCUCGAGCUGUCACCGCUGUCAAAGAGCUACCACGCGCAAAACCGUAGCACUGAUAUGGCAACGACAGUAACCAGCCCGGCGCUUUCAUCCACAGACCUCUGUCUAGACGCACGUCCCUCACAUUCAAUGAGACGUGCGCCAGUCAAGCCGACAGAAGGUAAACUCAAAGGCAGGAGAAAACCCUAUCCCGUAUAAUAGUACCGACUUUCCCAGUUGUCUAGGAGGAACGUGCCCUCGUCCAACUCUACUCAUUCUUUAUACGACGUUGACAUACUACGGAGGAGGUAUUGACGAUGUAUACGAUAUCCCUUUUACUGUUGCUGUCCAGUCUUUUACACAGUUGUCUGGCACAACCUGCCUGUGAUGUUCAGUUACUGCAUUCGCGACUGUUGGCCGAUGUUAACUUGGCCAAUACAUUCUGUACACAAUAUCUGGCAUCGGAGUCGUUGAGCCGGAAGUUGGAGGCCGAAUUCGGCACCGAGUGCGACCUACGCCAGGAUGACUUGACCUUUGGUUGUUCUCUGUUCCAAGCAGCAUCUCAACUAUUUCAAUCGACUCAGGCAACAGUCACUGUCACCGUGACUGAGCCGGCUGCGACCUCGAUUGCCUCUCCUAAGGGCCACAACUGCACUCGCCACCAUGUCAAAUCACAGAAGGAGGCUGCGUCUGCGCCCCCGAAUUUCUACUUGACACCGGGUCCGAACACACCAGGAAAUCCUAGAUAUCGUCUCUUCAAUGAGAAUAUCCCUCAGCAACAAGCCCUUCCAGCUCUCAGCAGCCUCACCGCAACCAAGCCCAAUCCGUCCUCAUUGAUGACGAGUGUGCUUGCCAGCAAAAUUGCGUCCUCAACACUAUCUGCAACAACACCCGUUUCAUCGCUCAUGCCAUUGUUCACCUCACCGACGCCCGCAAGAACAGGACGUUGUAUCCCAACGGCACACCCACCGGCCGCUGACUAUCAUGUGUUUGAACCAUUGAUCGACCUCGCUCUACUCGAUCCAUCCACGGUCAUUACAGCGACGACUGUGUCAGAUCCCCAAGACGUCGACGCAGAAAACUGCUCACCCUACGUCAGCUUCCAACUUCCCAAAGAAACGGCAAGCUCGUGUCUACGGAUGAAGGGAACAUGGACCCCGAGAUAUUCAAAUGUGUAUUACGAAUGCAUCGCCAGGACACGGGCGCCGGAAUUUGAUCCAAUGGUGGUGGACAGUACUACUGGAUUCAACUUCAGCUCCGGCAAUUCGUUCUCCAUGUCAGCCAGCCGACAGUUUGGUCGACGACCAGAGAAGAAGUAUCGACAAUCAAGUAUGUUGCUGUACACCCAGAAAGACAAGUCUUAUGAGAUUGACUUUUGGGCCUGUGGAUCCGGAGGUAAAGUGCUGGUGUCAGAGUUGAGCUGCACUUAUUUUGGUGAAGGGUACACCAUGCAUGAGGAGAUGUGAAGAAGGAGAAUACGGGAAAGGAAUUGAGACCACUACAGGCUAAUAUGCCAGUGCAAAAGAAAGAACGAACGGAUUAUCUAGUUAGCAUUAGGCGGAGUUAUCGGUGAUGGGAAGGCAAUAUCAGAGGAUCGUAAAGCCUCACUUAUUAUUAUUAGGGACUAGGGAUUGGGGAUUACUACAAGAUAGGAUAUACCAAUAUAUACUUCACAUUGUACCAUAGCCAGAGAGUUGUUCUUC
Exophiala mesophila is the source of this 1880-nucleotide messenger RNA. RefSeq lists its product as uncharacterized. Bases 495 to 1643 code for a protein of 382 amino acids. The transcript is spliced from 2 exons. The record is from RefSeq and is a predicted model, not a curated record. Lineage: Eukaryota; Fungi; Ascomycota; Eurotiomycetes; Chaetothyriales; Herpotrichiellaceae.